This is a messenger RNA of Lineus longissimus, 3162 nucleotides long. RefSeq names its product neprilysin-4-like. Gene Ontology annotation, biological process: protein processing. Bases 327 to 2567 code for a protein of 746 amino acids. Gene Ontology annotation, cellular component: plasma membrane. The record is from RefSeq and is a predicted model, not a curated record. Lineage: Eukaryota; Metazoa; Nemertea; Pilidiophora; Heteronemertea; Lineidae. Gene Ontology annotation, molecular function: metalloendopeptidase activity. The transcript is spliced from 18 exons.
UGUUCCCAGGCGAGGUGGCCAUUUGGAGACUUUAUCGUAUUGGCGACGGGAUUUUUCGCCUGGAAGCAAAAAGGGAUCGGAGUAGGAAGCGAGAAAGGACCAUUUUUCACAGAGGGGUUUACCUUCUGACUGAAAGGAAUUUACGCUUCGGAGUGGGAAGGCAAAACGAGGCCCUGAUACGUUUCGGAAUAGGAAGCAAGAAAUACGUCAAAGGAGCAGUGGCUAAAAUUGGUUAAAGGAUUUCGGCUUUGCUUGAAGAAAGGGAUUGAUGCCAGCAGGACAGGCUCUUAUCAAAUUAGGAAGGAGUUAUUAGGUGGAAAAUCACUAUGAUGAAGACAGUUUAUGCUCCGUGCACAGAGGAUGCUAAGAAAAGCAAACCUAAGGUGUCGCCCUGGCAGAAGUUAUGGUGGAAGAAGAGGAGCCACCUCGAGGUGUCGCUCCUCGUCCUGUUCCUGAUCUCCGUCCUCGUCGCAGCAGCCCUAGUCAUUGUCAUCGUAAUACAAGCCACUUUAAAACAAGAAUCUGAAACUUGUGAAACGGAGGGCUGCAUCGUCUCAGCCGCGAGAAUACUUAAAAAUAUGGAUAGGUCGAUAGAUCCAUGUCAGGACUUCUACGAAUACGCGUGCGGUCGAUGGAAGUUACACAAUCCUAUCCCCGAUGACUCCUCCCGCACUUCGAGCUUCUGGGCCUUAGGAAGACAGGUAAACGCGGACGUACGCCAGUUCCUGGAGGAACCAGUUGAAUCCUCGGAACCAGAGGCAGUGAGGAAAGCUAAGAGCCUGUACAGGUCUUGCGUUGACACAGAAAAAAUAGAAAAACUUGGCAUCACGCCGCUCUGGCAGUUUCUUGACAAAACGGGCGGCUGGCCGGUUGUGAACCGAACGUGGUCCGAACACAACUUAGACAUGAUGUCCAUAUUCGUCAUGCUGCGUUUGUACAAUAUUGAAGUGUUUUUCGCCCAUUUGGUGGACCAUGAUUGGAAACACUCACAUCUGUACAUACAUCGGUUUGACGAAGCCAACCUGGGUAUGCCAUCCCGUGGCUAUUUCCUCAAGGGGCGAAACGACACCAUGUUACAAGCGUACGAGAAGUACGCAUACGAUGUUGCAGUAGCUCUUGGGGCCACGGAAACAGACGCAAGGCAACAAAUCAAGCAGAUGGUCGACUUCGAGGUCGACAUUGCCAAUAUCAUGAUCCCAGAAGAAAAGAAGAGAGACUUUAGUGAGCUUUACAAUCGGAUGACGCUCAAACAGAUGACGAGGAAUAUUACAGGGAUCGAUUGGACUGUCUACCUCAGGACCAUAUUUCAACAUGUUAAUCUAGAAAUUCCGGACUCAGAGCCCGUGAUAGUGUCCGUCCCUGGCUACUACCGUGAAAUCUUUGACCUGAUGCAAAGGACCCCGAAAAGAACGAUAGUUAAUUACCUAACUUGGCGUGUCAUACAAUACGCCAUCGCUUUCUUACCAAAGAGAUAUCGAAGUAUCAGCAAUGCCUAUAGACAGGUUGUUUACGGGUCUAAAACUGAACAGGCCCGCUGGAAAACCUGCGUGAAGCAAGUGACGUAUGAGAUGGGUGACGCAGUAGGGAGGGUGUACGUCCAAAAGAGGUUCGACGAAGAAGCUAAGGUUUAUGCCACGGAGAUGAUUACAAAUAUCAAGGAAAGUUUUAAGGAGAUGUUGGCGGAGAAUGAAUGGAUGGAUGACGUUACCAAACGAGCAGCAAUGGAAAAGGCAGAAGCCACGGUUGCAAAGGUUGCUUAUCCAGAUUUCAUCCUCAAUGACACAGCGCUGGAUGAAAAAUACAAACAUAUGACUUGCAUUCCUGGCCAAUACUUUUACAGUGUACUGGAGAAUAAAAAGGCUAAAACCUUUGAAAAACUGAAGAAACUUCGGACAGUCCUCAACAAAACUGAAUGGCAGACGAACCAACCAGCCAUGGUGAACGCCUUCUAUCAUCCAAUUUGUAACCAAAUAAUUUUUCCAGCUGGGAUAUUACAACCACCAUUCUUUGAGAAGGACUUCCCGCAGUACUUAAAUUAUGGGGGAAUUGGAUCAAUAGUUGGUCACGAAAUCACGCAUGGGUUCGACGAUGAAGGCAGACAAACGGACAAAGAUGGCAACCUCAUCCCAUGGUGGCAGCCGAGCGCCGUGGAGAAGUUUAAACGCAAAGCGCAAUGUAUCAUCGACCAGUAUUCGAAAUACGUGGUGAAGGAGGUCAACAUGACGGUAAACGGGAUCCGGACGCAAGGAGAGAAUAUCGCGGAUAAUGGCGGACUGAAAGAGGCUUAUAGGGCUUAUCACACAUGGGUUAAGAAGAGAGGUCAAAAGGAAAAACCACUCCCAGGACUAAAUAUGACAGUGGAUCAAAUCUUUUUUAUUAAUUAUGCCCAGAACGACUGCGGCAAUAUGACCCCAGAAAGUUACAUCGAGGCAAUACAGAGUUGGGUGCACACUCCAAACAGAUACAGAAUCAUUGGUACUGUUUCCAACUUUCCAGCAUUUGCACGGAGCUUCAACUGCCCUCUCAGGUCACCCAUGAAUCCAAGAAUAAAAUGCAAUGUCUGGUGAUGAAGGAAACUUCAAUGAGGAAGAUAUUUGUUGAUUAAUAUAUGAACACUUUUUUUGCCAAGAGCGAGAAAAAACUUGCUCUGACCAAGUUGUGAAUAGCUAAAUACCGAACAAUAUAUGAUAAGACUGGAUAUUGUUGGCUUGAAACUGAAAAGGGAAAGUUUGGAAGGAGAACUCGGUCGCAAAAUAAGGAAUAGCACCAAGCACUGUAUGGAUGUUUCCACAUGAUAAGGACUGCGAUGUAAACCACAAAAUUUAUGCACCUUUUCUCUUCAGUGCCAUUUUUUCGUAAAAUGGGGUGUACUGUACUGAUAGGUAAGCUAAGUAAGUGUACAUAGCUGCAAAGUGAAAAUCAGUAAUGUUUCAUUAGUCAUAUAGCCUUUCUUUAGACUGCCUCAUGAGUGCUCGAGGCAGAUUCUGAAAUUUCCAACAAAAGCAUUCGUUCUAGAAAAGAUUUGGAGAAGUCCGACUGAAAGUCUUAGGUAGAAAUUUUAACCACUGUCUAAAAAUCCUAUUUAGUCAAUAACGUAUUUCUAUUGUAUAUUUCUAUGAAUCGGAUGAUCACCCUUUGAAGGAAUAAAAUGUAUCAAUAUUU